Messenger RNA from Aspergillus saccharolyticus JOP 1030-1, 1242 nucleotides. RefSeq names its product glycosyltransferase family 69 protein. Lineage: Eukaryota; Fungi; Ascomycota; Eurotiomycetes; Eurotiales; Aspergillaceae. The transcript is spliced from 3 exons. The coding region runs from base 1 to 1242 and encodes 413 amino acids. The record is from RefSeq and is a predicted model, not a curated record.
AUGAUCCUCCCUCUCGCCUCUCCCAAGUCCGGUCCCCGCUGGGCUCCCCGCCGCCGAUAUGGGUUCCGCCGACGCGUCGGGCUCCUCGUGGGCCUCGGUCUAGUGAUCUGGACAAUACUCCAAGUCCUCUCGAUCCACCACCGUAUCGCCCUUGUCGACAACCGCCCUCCUCCUUCGCAGCCAUCCGACCGUGUGUUCAUCGCUAGCACCCAUUGGAAUAACGAACGCAUCUUACGGAGCAAUUGGAACGACGCCGUCGUUGACCUGGUGCGGACUCUCGGCCCCGACAAUGUCUUUGUGAGCGUUCUGGAGAGUGGGAGCUGGGAUGACAGCAAGGGAGCUCUGCACGAACUGGACACGAGAUUAGAUCGACUGGGCGUACGACGCAAUAUCACUCUGUCCGACACGACACACCAGGAUGAGAUCUCCGCUCCACCCGGGCACGAGGGCUGGAUCAACACUCCGCGUGGACGGAAAGAGCUCCGCCGCAUUCCAUACUUGGCUCGACUCCGCAAUUGGACCCUGCAACCGCUGGUAGACCUUGCCAGACAGGGAGUCACCUUUGAUAAAGUGCUCUUCUUGAACGAUGUCGUCUUCACGGUUGACGAUGUUGCGGUUCUGCUAAAUACCAACGAUGGUGUUUAUGGGGCUGUCUGCUCCCUUGACUUUUCGAAGCCUCCUCUAUACUAUGACACGUUCGCAUUGCGUGACUCACAGGGCGACGAACACAUCAUGCAAACCUGGCCAUACUUUCGCUCUGGCGCUUCUCGCAGAGCUCUAAUCAACAUGGAGCCGGUCCCCGUCAAAAGCUGCUGGAACGGGAUGGUGGCGAUGCCGGCCGCGCCAUUUUUAUCAUCUCCGCCACUGCGGUUCCGCGCCAUUCCCGACUCUCUUGCGCUUUCCCACCUCGAAGGCUCGGAAUGCUGCUUAAUUCACGCUGACAACCCUUUGUCGCAAACUCAUGGUGUAUACCUCAAUCCCCAGGUCCGCGUCGGAUAUAAACCCGAGGCGUAUGCUGCCGUGCAUCCGGCCCGCGCGUGGUUGUCCUUGCAAAACAUCGCUAUGGCACUUUGGGAGAACCGCAUCCGACGCUGGACGACUUCAUCCUACUUCAAACUGCAGGUCGUCCGUGGCCGGAUUGCGAAGUGGCAAGGAAAUCAACCCCAGCAGCGAGAAAAGGGUGAUUUCUGCUUGAUCAAUGAAAUGCAGGUCCUGGUUGCCAAUGGAUGGGCGCAUGUCUGA